AGUUAUGAUUUUCACCAUGCUGGUCGUGGAGACUGGGUCUCUGUGGGUUUUCAGGUCUCAUGAGAUUCAUCUUAGGGCUGCUUGCCUCACUGGGGCCUCUGUUCUCAUCUAGCUGCACAAUAGGAAGUCUGACAAGUUGCCAUCAUGUUUGGUUUCCAUUUUGAAAUGUUUUAAGGAAGAGAUGAGAGAGAUUUUUUGAAGGAAGUAGAUCUCUUAGCAAUAUGACUUCAGAGAUUACUUAUGCUGAAGUGAGGUUCAAAAAUGAAUCCAAGUCCUCAGGUACCAAAUCAGAGCCUCCGGCAGCUCCCAAAGAGAAGACCAGCCCUUAUAAAAGUAACCCUGGUUUUUCCAAAGCACUUUUUCUCUCAUUGCUGAUACUUCUGCUGCUAUUGGCAAUCUCAUUUUUUAUCGCUUUCAUCAUUUUCUUUCAAAAAUAUUCUCACCUUCUUAAAGAAAAAAAGACUGUAAAAGAAUUCACUCACACAGCUUUGGACUGUAUGAAAGAAAAUUUGACCAUGGAAGAGAAAGACUGGAGCUGCUGCCCAAAGGGUUGGGAGCCAUUUAGUUUGAAUUGCUACUUUAUCUCUACUAAAGACAAGAAUUGGAAUGAGAGUGAGAAGAACUGCUCAGGAAUGAAGGCUCACCUGCUAGUGAUCAACACCAAGGCUGAGCAGGAAUUUAUCACUGGGAAACUGGAUAAAAACUGGGCUUAUUUUGUGGGGCUGUCAGACCCAGAGGGGACAGGACACUGGCAAUGGGUUGAUCAGACACCAUACAAUCAAAGUGCCACAUUCUGGCACCCAGGUGAACCCAGCAGUCAUCCUGAUGAGCGUUGUGCUGCUCUGAAUGCUCGUUGGCAGAAUUGGGGCUUGAAUGAUAUCCCCUGUGGUGAAUCUCACAGAUCAAUUUGCAAGGUGAUGAAGAUCUACUUAUGAAUGAAAAUUCUACGUGAACAUGUGGUUGAAUUGGUGUCCACCAUUAAAGAGAGAGCUAAUUUGCUUUUCACUUUUAUUUUUUUAAAACGUUUUUUUUUUUAGUUGGGGAAUAUUGGGGGACAGUGUGUUUUUCCAUGGCCCAACAGCUACAAGUAAAGUCAAGUCAUUGUCCUUCAAUCUAGUUGUGGAAGGCGCAGCUCAGCUCCAGGUCCAGACCCCGUUUUCAAUGUUAGUUGCAGGGGGCACAGCUUACCAUCCAUGAGGGAAUUGAACCGGCAACCUUGUUGUUAAGAGCUCAGGCUCUAACCAACAGAGCCAUCUGGCCGCCCCUAAUUUGCUUUUUAAAUUUCAUGUAUAAGCUUGCAUAAGUGAUCUCCAUAGAAUUUUCCAGUAAGCUGUCACCUAGUCCACCUAUGAUAAAAUCAGUGUAUACAUUCAUUUAUUUAUUCAUUAAUAAAAUGAAAAUAUACUGAGCAUUUUACAUGUGCAGACCCAUACUGGAGAGCCUAUCUGCAGACAAACGGAGGAAGCAUGAGCCUCCUCUCCCAAUUUUUGUCUAAUUGCUAAGGGGUUCGAUACUUAUAUGAUAUGAUGUGGCUGGUUCCUCCAUCUAUCUGGAUUUUUCUCUUUAUGGGUUGGUCAAAAGAAAAUAAUACUGAAUAUUACAUUCCAUUUCUCAGAGAGAUUUAUUAUUUUCACUGAAAGCAAACUAUGUAGCAGUUGGAAUAUAAUAUACCUCAGUGUAAGAUAAGUUCCAGCUUUGGUCCAGUGGGAUCUUGGGCUUCUUCACAUUCUCUGUUUGGUCUUGGAUUGUCAUUUAACAUCAGAGUACAGCCAUAGGAUAAUCAGAGAUAGAGCAUUGGAUAUUUAGAAUUAUAGUUAUUGCUGGUGUGAAAAAGAAUAUAAACAGAGCCACUUUAAAAAGGGAGUUGGAGUUGCCAUCCCAGAGGAAGUGCCUUGCAUGUCUUACUCCUUUGGGAUGUUAAAACUUUGCAAAAUAAUCUUUGAACUGGACCUAAAGGAGCACUGUAUCCCAAACAACUGUUUGCAAGGAUAAGAAAAAAAGCUGAUGUUAUGACUACCUGGCUGAAAAUUAAAAGACAUUCUUUAGAAUUAACAUGACUAUGUUAGUCUAUCUGCACCGAUAGAAAUCCCUUCCUUCUAUUCAUGUAAUUGUUCCCCUUACCUUUCUCAUAAACACACCUUGUCUUCAACUUAUCGUUGGAACGCUAUUUGGGUUUCUGCCUGAAUCAUAGCUUUUGGAUCUCAAAUGCUUGUUGGCUCUCACUUUGGCCUUUUGUUUUUAGGUUAACACUGGUGAGUUGAUACAGAUUUCUAUUCAUCAGGUAUUUUGAUGCAUUUUUUUCUUUGGUUAAGUUUUAUGGUUUCUAUGUAGGGGUUGCCACUCAAAAUGUCCUCUGGUGUAUUUGUAGUCCCCUUUUUACCAAAGUUCUUAUAGAUCAUUUUCUUUCUACAAC
Rhinolophus ferrumequinum (greater horseshoe bat) is the source of this 2413-nucleotide messenger RNA. Its product is annotated as C-type lectin domain family 4 member A. Gene Ontology annotation, molecular function: carbohydrate binding. Bases 222 to 935 code for a protein of 237 amino acids. Gene Ontology annotation, cellular component: external side of plasma membrane. The transcript has 6 exons. Gene Ontology annotation, biological process: antifungal innate immune response. The record is from RefSeq and is a predicted model, not a curated record. NCBI's taxonomy places the organism in Eukaryota, Metazoa, Chordata, Mammalia, Chiroptera, Rhinolophidae.